UUGUAGUUUCGGGAUACGCCUGAAGAGCCGCAGAGAGCGCCGGGAGCUAAGGGGCUGCGGCGACCGAAACCGCACUGCAAGCCCCCAUGGCCGGAGUUCGGGUACCCCUCUGGGGCAUCUGCAUGCUGCGAGUGGCGCUGGCUACCGUCUAUUUCCAAGAGGAAUUUCUAGACGGAGGUCUGCAGACCACUCAGAAUGGCCGAUUCUAUGCCAUCUCUGCACGCUUCAAACCAUUCAGCAAUAAAGGGAAAACUCUGGUCAUUCAGUACACAGUAAAACAUGAGCAGAAGAUGGACUGUGGAGGGGGAUACAUUAAGGUCUUUCCUGCAGAUGUUGACCAGAAGAACCUGAAUGGAAAAUCGCAGUACUAUAUUAUGUUUGGACCCGAUAUUUGUGGAUUUGAUAUCAAGAAAGUUCAUGUUAUUUUACAUUUCAAGAAUCAGUAUCACGAAAACAAGAAACUGAUCAGGUGUAAGGUUGAUGGCUUCACACACCUCUACACUCUAAUUUUAAGACCAGAUCUUUCUUACGACGUGAAAAUUGAUGGUCAGUCAAUUGAAUCCGGCAGCAUAGAGUACGACUGGAACUUAACAUCACUCAGGAAGGAAACAUCCUCGGCAGAAUCGAACGAUUGGGAACAGACUAAAGACAACAAAGCCCAGGACUGGGAGAAGCAUUUUCUGGACGCCAGUGCCAGCAAGCAGAGCGACUGGAAUGGUGAACUGGAUGGGGACUGGCCGGCGCCGAUGCUCCAGAAGCCCCCAUACCAGGAUGGCCUGAAACCAGAAGGUAUUGAUAGAGACAUCUGGCUGCACCAGAAAAUGAAGAAUACCAACUAUUUGACACAGUAUGACCUCUCGGAAUUUGACAACAUUGGUGCCAUCGGCCUGGAGCUUUGGCAGGUGAGAUCUGGAACUAUUUUCGAUAACUUUCUGAUCACAGAUGAUGAAGAGUAUGCAGAUAAUUUUGGCAAGGCCACCUGGGGCGAAACCAAGGGUCCAGAAAGGGAGAUGGAUGCCAUACAGGCCAAGGAGGAAAUGAAGAAGGCCCGUGAGGAAGAGGAGGAAGAGCUGCUGUCGGGAAAAAUGAACGGGCGCGAACAUUACUUCAAUCGAUUUCACAGAAGGAAUGAACUUUAGUCAUCCCCAUUGGAUAUAAGGAUGACUGGUAAAACCUCAUUGCUACUUUAAUCUAUGUUUCAAACUCAAAUGUCUACAUGGCAUUUUGUCCAAUUUUCUUUGAAAAGUGUUUCACGCUUCUCAGUGGGGUUGGUUGCAUCUCCCCGGUGAUGCAGUUGCGCUGAGAAGUUCCCUCUUGACAAUUUUACGCGCUAAAAACCAGAGGCCAGCAAGGGUCUGGCCAAAACCAUGAUUCCUUUUUCUUUUUUUCUUUUCUUUUUUUUUUUUUGAGACAGAGUUUCACUCUUUUUGCCCAGGCUGGAGUGCAAUGGCGCGAUCUCAGCUCACC
Messenger RNA from Chlorocebus sabaeus (green monkey), 1467 nucleotides. NCBI's taxonomy places the organism in Eukaryota, Metazoa, Chordata, Mammalia, Primates, Cercopithecidae. The record is from RefSeq and is a predicted model, not a curated record.